Molecule: messenger RNA, 1241 nt
Organism: Choloepus didactylus (southern two-toed sloth)
Lineage: Eukaryota; Metazoa; Chordata; Mammalia; Pilosa; Megalonychidae
Gene: FGL1
Product: fibrinogen like 1
Exons: 8
Coding region: 98-1045 (315 amino acids)
Biological process (GO): negative regulation of T cell activation; regulation of immune response
Source: RefSeq, a predicted model, not a curated record
UACAAAUCCUGAAUGUGGUUAGAGGAACCUGGGAGGCAGAGUGUCUGGACUGAACCUGAGCUGUGCCCCUGACUCAUUUCUGACUUUAGUUUCUUCAAUGGAGAAGUUGGUGAAAAUGUUUGGCUUCCUCCUUGUCACCGCUGCUCUGGUAAUGGGCAGGGAAAGCUGGGCUCUCGAGACCUGUCUCCAGGAGCAGGUGCGGCUCAGAGCCCAGGUGCGCCUUCUGGAAACCCGGGUCAAACAGCAGCAGGUCAAGAUCACCCAGCUUUUGCAUGAGAAGGAAGUCCAAUUCCUUGAUAAAGGAAAGGAGACUGCUGUCAUUGACCUUGGAAGCAAGAGGCAAUAUGCAGAUUGUUCAGAGAUUUUCAAUGAUGGGCAUACAAACAGUGGAUUUUACAAAAUUAAGCCCCUCCAGAGCCCAGAAGAAUUAUCUGUUUAUUGUGACAUGUCCGAUGGAGGAGGGUGGACAGUAAUUCAGAGACGAAUGGAUGGCAGAGAAAAUUUUCACAGAGGCUGGGAUGACUAUAAAAAUGGCUUUGGAAAUUUUGUCCAAAAAAACGGUGAAUAUUGGCUUGGUAAUAAAAAUCUUCACUUAUUAACCACCCAAGGAGAAUAUACUUUAAAAAUAGACCUUGCUGAUUUUGAAAAUAAUAGCCGUCAUGCACAAUAUAAAAAUUUCAAAGUGGGAGAUGAAAAGAGUGCCUAUGUGCUGACUAUUGGGGAAUAUUCUGGAACAGCUGGAGACUCCUUUGCAGGAAACUUUCACCCUGAGGUGCAGUGGUGGGCAAGUCAUCAAAAUAUGAAAUUUAGCACAAGGGACAGAGAUAAUGACAACUACUCAGGGAACUGUGCAGAAGAGGAAAAGUCUGGCUGGUGGUUUAACAGGUGUCACGCUUCAAACCUGAAUGGCUUAUACUACAGGGGCCCCUACACUGCAGAGACGGAUAAUGGGGUGGUCUGGUAUACCUGGCGUGGAUGGUGGUAUUCUUUGAAAUCUGUGACUAUGAAAAUUAGGCCAAAUGAUUUCACCUCAAAUAUUGUUUAAUUGUCCCUAUUGGGCUUUCAUUUCUGCAAUUCAGUGUAGUUCAAGAUGAUUUGACAAAUUGCAAUUCUGCACACACACACGAUGAUAGCAAUUGUCAUGUGUACUAUUUUCAUUCUCCUUGCUUGCCUUUACUACUUAAUGUACUUUUAGUACAGCAAAUAGGAGAUAUUCACCAAAUAAAUGGAGAUAAUAUUAA